AUGGCACUGAUCUUCGGAACCGAAAAGGAUAGGAGGGGAAUUUUUCCUUGGUUCGGAAAAAUUUCGCGGCGAUUUGGAUCGGCCCUCCAGAUAACCCCCAUCCUAGGAAAAAGCCCUGGCCUGAUGGAUGGGGGGGGGGGGGACAAAACCCCACCAAGCUCCAUCUCCUGGGUCCCUCAACCCCCAAAUUUCAUACAGCGAUUAGCAAACCCAGCCAUUCACAGCCCGUCCCCUCGAUUCUCGAUUCUCGAUGCGUUGGACCCAGAGGGAUUGGAUUUGGGUGGCUCGUCCCCUCUAUACCACCAUGGCGCUGGCGGUGAUUUGAGGUCUUUUGCCCAAGUGGCCCAAUAA
Messenger RNA from Histoplasma capsulatum G186AR, 351 nucleotides. RefSeq lists its product as uncharacterized. Lineage: Eukaryota; Fungi; Ascomycota; Eurotiomycetes; Onygenales; Ajellomycetaceae. The transcript is spliced from 2 exons. The record is from RefSeq and is a predicted model, not a curated record. Bases 1 to 351 code for a protein of 116 amino acids.